Molecule: messenger RNA, 693 nt
Organism: Spirometra erinaceieuropaei
Lineage: Eukaryota; Metazoa; Platyhelminthes; Cestoda; Diphyllobothriidea; Diphyllobothriidae
Source: the annotation of a GenBank genome assembly
AUGCGCCAACCGCCACCCAACACAGUCCCCCCCCCACAAUGCGCCACAGAUCAGCGUGAACGAAACCCAACUGUGAGUGGUGGCCAACUUCCCGUACCUGGGCAGUACUCUCUCCGACAGGACAAAAAUCGACGACGGUCGCCCGCAGGAUUUCGAACGGCCUCCAACUUGUCCACGGUGUCAACGGACAUUCUGGGCGCCAAGUGGACUUGUUGGACACCUUCGAAUCAACUACACCAUUCGGAACGCACCAACCGUCGCCUCUCCGUCCACCACUUCUCGCCUCCUACACCGACAACUAACUCUGGACGCCCCUCUAAACCACUACUUCCAUCCUUCUCCUCCUCCUCCUCCUCCUCCUCCUCCUCCUCCUCUUCCUCCUCCUCCUUCACCACCCCAACGUCCGUCGUUGUGGUUUCUGACAUGCAUAUCAACACCACACACUAUUCUGACACACCAACAAACCCCAACACCACCAGUGGAGAGGAACAGGACUACACAUGUCCUCACUGCGACCCCGUCUUCACCUCCCACAUCGGCCUGGUCGGUUGCUUGCGAAUCCAUCGCACAGAGACUGACGAACCAGUGCCUAAAGCACCAGCCUACACCCGCCGCAUCCGUCUCCACUUUCCACACAGCCCUCGCAUAUUCAUGCACCGCAUGGGUCUAUUCUGCCACAUGCGCAUCCACUAA